Parastagonospora nodorum SN15 is the source of this 177-nucleotide messenger RNA. RefSeq lists its product as hypothetical. The record is from RefSeq and is a predicted model, not a curated record. The coding region runs from base 1 to 177 and encodes 58 amino acids. The transcript is spliced from 2 exons. Lineage: Eukaryota; Fungi; Ascomycota; Dothideomycetes; Pleosporales; Phaeosphaeriaceae.
AUGUACGAUGCUCCUAUACAAGGAAGCAUUCUGGCCGAUGAUCUUAACGGUCUGAUUCCAUGUAGGAUUAGCGAUGCUGCAUCCACGUUAUACAUGAACUACACGCAACCUGAAGUUCACGUGAAGCUCAAGGACCAAAGUUAUUACGGCAUCCCUCGCUCGAACCCAAUCAUCUGA